CUCAGUUGUCUCUUCAUUUCAGCAUGCGUUGUCUCUCUGUCUGCGUCUUCAAGCUGGUCUUCGUGGUACUGCUUCUCAGGUUCCAUACGUGCCACGCGCAAAUCACCACUGUAUCUGCUUCGCCUACCAUCACGGCAACCUGGACGGGUACAUAUACGGAUUUUGCAGUCUGUGCCACUGGUGGCGGCGACUGGCUCAUGGACCCUCCAACUGCAGUCCGUCUGGGUGACCUCUUCUGCGAAGCACUGUCCAAGCCAGAGAACUACCCUCCUCAAGGGGGGAAUCUUAGCCAAUACCAUUACCCAACCGAGCUCACCGAAAUACCUGGAUCUCCCAACUACACAGCCAUGGAACUAUCCGGUCUGAUUCUCGACAUCUCCUUCAAUCGGGACACCCCGAUUGUCACUAACGGCACGAUCCAUUUCUACGGCACCGACGAGCAGUGUGCAAGAGACAAUUGUACAGACAUCGUGGCCAGGGAUGUUGAUGCAUGCCAGCUGAAUUCGCACUACUACGGCGGCACAAACACCUGGUUUACAGAGUGUGGAAUGUACUGGAUCGGGGUCAGGAAUUGCACCAGUAAUUGGGCCGAUCCGGAUUGUUGCCGGUGGCACGAGUUGCACCCAGACAUUGGGAUCACUCUGGAGGAGGCACUUGAUCCCGCUGUUUGUUGGCACUGCAAAAGUCCGUGUCAGCCUUCAAAUGCAACGUCGACCUCGAACGUGACGGCGAUAAACGAGGUCACUACACUGCCUACGAAUGCGGUGUCAUGAUCUCCGACCAUUCUCUUGAUUUUGAUGAUUUGGCGACAGGUCUUAGGCCUUCAGACCUAGACGUUGGGCUGGACGGUGCUGGGAGGGUCAUCUGCGUCCAGUCCUGAGCUUUUGCUACAAUGGCAAGGACAUGCAACACAUCCAGGGAGUUGGGGCUUGGCUGAUUAAAG
This is a messenger RNA of Exophiala xenobiotica, 943 nucleotides long. RefSeq lists its product as uncharacterized. The record is from RefSeq and is a predicted model, not a curated record. Bases 24 to 773 code for a protein of 249 amino acids. NCBI's taxonomy places the organism in Eukaryota, Fungi, Ascomycota, Eurotiomycetes, Chaetothyriales, Herpotrichiellaceae. The transcript has 3 exons.